This is a messenger RNA of Metarhizium album ARSEF 1941, 1497 nucleotides long. Its product is annotated as DNA kinase/phosphatase Pnk1. The coding region runs from base 1 to 1497 and encodes 498 amino acids. The transcript has 4 exons. Gene Ontology annotation, molecular function: polynucleotide 3'-phosphatase activity; double-stranded DNA binding; ATP-dependent polydeoxyribonucleotide 5'-hydroxyl-kinase activity. Lineage: Eukaryota; Fungi; Ascomycota; Sordariomycetes; Hypocreales; Clavicipitaceae. The record is from RefSeq and is a predicted model, not a curated record. Gene Ontology annotation, biological process: DNA repair.
AUGGCACCGCCACCUUCCACCAUUAAGCGGAAGGCUGAGGAAGCACCGAUUUCACCCCCUCCUAUCAAACGGUCUCUGCAGAGUACCACCACUAAGUCCGCGGUGGCCAAUUUCUUUACUCCAACCUCGCAGAAGCCCAAGGAUCGAACGACUUGGUCUGAACGCGGACCAAGCGACGAUGUUCCUGCCACGUUGCUCGUCGGUCGAUAUGUACCAGAUGCACACGUUUCUGGAAAGAAGCCUAAAAAAAGGAUCGCUGCAUUCGAUUUAGACUCGACAUUGAUCGUGACUAGCUCUGGGAAGAAGCAUGCGGGUGAUGGGAGAGAUUGGAAAUGGUGGCACCCUCACGUUCCUGGCAUUCUCCAAGAAUUGUCCAAGGAGAAGGACUAUCAAGUUGUUAUUUUAUCCAACCAGGGUGGACUUGCGUUGAAUUUUGACCCGUCAUCCAAAGGCCCAAAAGGAAACGCCCAGAAGCGAGUUGCCGAUUUUAAGCAAAAGUGCAGUGCUAUUCUCGCUAGCCUGGACAUCCCAACGACUAUUUACGCCGCGACCGAAAGGGAUGGAUACAGAAAACCCAACACAGAGAUGUGGAAGGAAGUUUGUGAGGACUACGACAUUCCAGAAAACGAGGUGGACCUGAAACACAGCUUCUUCGUAGGAGAUGCGGGCGGCCGAGUUGCUGGUCUCGGCCGUUCUGGUGGUGACGGCGCUGCGUCAAAGGCCAAGGACUUCAGCUGCUCAGAUAGGAAUUUUGCCCACAAUGUAGGAAUCGCUUAUAAAACUCCCGAGGAAUAUUUCUUGGGUGAAAGCCCUAGAGAUUUUGUUCGAGACUUUGACGUGGCAAAGUUCCCAUUUGACGAUGGGGGGACUUUGUCUGAUGGACUUUUUCAUGUCUUCGAGCGGAAGAAUGACAAGGAUGUUGUCUUAUUCUGUGGUCCGCCGGGAGCUGGCAAGAGCACGUUCUUUUGGAGGUAUCUCAAGCCAUUAGGAUACGAGAGAGUCAACCAGGACACUUUAAAAAGCCGGGAUAAAUGUCUUCAGGCCGCCAAGGAGCUAUUGCUCAAGGGGAGCUCUGUCGCUGUUGAUAACACCAAUGCUGAUCCCGAUACGCGGGCAUUGUGGGUAGAGGUAGCGUCCAAAGCAAAGGUUCCUAUCCGAUGCGUUUGGUUCAAGACGCCAUUGUAUAUUUGCGAGCACAAUGAUGCCGUUCGAGCCCACAACAGGUCAUUGAAUCCGGAGGCAAGACCACGCUUACCAAAAUUAGCCUUCACGGGCUUCUCCUCAAGAUAUAAAGCACCCCAAAGCAAGGAGGGAUUUCAAGAUAUAGUAGAAGUAGACUUCAGGUUCAUGGGAACGAAGGAAGAGCAUGCUAGCCCAAAGCAUGGGAUACCUUGGAUCCCCGGCGUCCAGAACGAUACUUUUGGCGAACCCAAGUUUGGGUUGACAAUGCACGACGAUGACUUCAGCGGCUUUCUUGGCAGCGUCCGGUAUAUCUGA